CAUCAGUACCAGCAGAGACCCGGAGCCUUUCAUCCACGCACAGAUCGAGCUGCACCCUCCUGCCUCCCCGCCCGCCAUGAAACACACUCUGGCUGAACUGAUGAGGAUGAGCAGGAUAUGCCGGAUGGUAUUUGCCACUUGUUUGGGAUCCUUUAUUCUGGUCGUCUUUUAUUUCCAAAGUAUGUUCCAGCCAGUCAUGCGGAGGAACCCCUUCAUGGUUGACAGCUGCUGUAGGAAAGGGUCCCGCAACGCCUUGCAGGAGCUCUACAACCCAACACAGAUGGAGUUGUCAGGAGCAGCCGUCCACCACCAGGCCAGGAGGGAUCAGGUUAUGGAUGCCUGUCGUAUCUACAGUGCAUCCAGCCGUAAGCGGCGAGUCCUGACACCUGGAGACCUAAAACACCUUGUGGUGGACGAGGACCAUGAGCUCAUCUAUUGCUAUGUCCCCAAGGUGGCCUGUACCAACUGGAAACGGGUCAUGAUGGUGCUCACCGGUCGGGGCAAAUACAGUGACCCGAUGGAUAUCCCUUCAAACGAAGCUCAUAUUCCGACCAACCUGAAGACACUGAACCAGUACAGCAUUGCAGAGAUCCACCACCGCCUCAAGAACUACCUCAAGUUCCUCUUCGUCCGCGAACCCUUUGAGAGGCUGGUCUCCGCAUACCGUAACAAGUUCACCCUCAAGUACAACUCGUCCUUCCACAAGCGCUUCGGCACCCGUAUAGUCCGUCGCUACCGAAAGAAUGCCACACAGGAAGCCCUGCUCAACGGUGCUGAUGUCAAGUUCAAAGAAUUCACAGAGUACCUGGUGGACCCAGCCACGCAGCGUGAUGGCCCACUCAACGAACACUGGCAGACUGUCUACCAGCUUUGCCACCCAUGUCACAUCCACUACGACUUGGUGGGCAAGUACGAGACACUGGAGGAGGAUGCAAACUAUGUGUUAGGGUUGGUGGGUGUCAGCGACUCCCUCCACUUUCCAAGUUAUGCCAAGUCCACCCGCACCACAGAUGCCAUGACGGCCCAUUUCUUCAGCAAUAUCAGUACUCAAGAGCAGACCCAACUCUACCAGCUUUACAAGUUGGAUUUCCUCAUGUUCAACUACUCCACACCCAGCUACCUCCGGCUGGACUAACAGAGGACAGAGCUGGUACUCUGAGAAUUCUUGCCUUGUUUAAGGACAGGCAACAACAUGAGGGAAGGGCAGAAUUUUUUGGAAGCAAAUUUGAGUUUAAAAACUGUUGUUGUACCUAGCGGGUGUGUGGUCUGAAAUAAACAUAGAAGGAAAAGAAGGAAGUCAUGCUCGCCUGGGCAUAGGUUGGAUGAUGUCACUCUGGGUGAUACAGAAAACACUGACUUGAUUAGAGUGUGGUACAAAUGGAGCAGUCACAGGAAAAGACUAAAAUGAGAGGGUGAAGCAGGUCUUCAAGAUGUUUUAAAGGGGGAACUUAUCCUCAGAGGACAGACUUGAAGAGGGACUCCCCUGAUGAAGUUCCCUACACAUUUAUAUAAACUGCUGACCAAUUAGGCUGCUUUCAAUUGUGCAAAGUAAACAGCAGCCUUGCACGUGCCCUGAGCCCAAUGCAUCGUGGGAGCUAAGCUUAUCUUCCCCUCCUCUGAUCAAUAGAGCAGCUCCGCCAAAUUGUAAAAGACAAUUCAUGUCCUUUGCUGCGCUGCCAGCAUGGUGUGUUAGCACCCAUCACCCUUGCCCUCAUUAAAUUCAUACAUUUCAGAGGGAAACUGGCUCAUCACCACCUCAAGGACGCCUUGUGAUGGAUGGCUACUGACUAAAUUAUCAUGACCUCUACAUCUGUAACUAUGGUGGCAUGGCUUUCCGCCAUCAGUUUCGACCAAUCAAGUUCUGUCACUGGUCUCUAUCAUUAUGAUGUUGGCAAGAGGGAUCCCUUGUGUUACACACAGAUGACGUCUACUGCAACAGUGAAGUAUGGCCUUGUUUAAUAAAACAUUGCCUGAAACGACCCUUAACACUUUGAGCUACAGAAUGGGUUUGGAAAGGGACAGGAUGUACUCACAGGAUUGGAUGGUCAAAGACACUCUGCGUGGUUGUAAAAGGGUUAAAGGUGCUAAAUCUUGUAACCCUGACCUUCUGCAUCCCAUCCAGGGUCAACACAUCCAGAGCCACAUCCACAAACCUGCGGUUCCAGUGUCUUUCUUUAAAUUAAGAUGAUAAUUUUGUCUAUAUGCUAAGUUUUGUUUAUAUUGGAGCAUUGCUGCGAGCAGCAAUUACAAAAGAUUAUUUAAUAAGCUUCGUUCAUUUAAACUAAAAGAAUUAAAAUAAUGUUUGUUUUUUCUGAGCUAAUGAACAUUGUAAAGUAUUUUUAGAGUUGAACUGUUAUUAAGAGUUCUGUCAUGUUGAUUUCUUUUUUCACAACUUGCCUCUGGUACCAUUACGUUAUCAGUGCAUCACAGCACUUUCAUCUCUGAAGGGCGGUGCGUUUUGACCAGUGACUUUGUCUUUCUGUGUCUGAGAUCAUCAGAGAUUUGUGGGGGAUUUUCAAUUUCCUGUUCGGCGCCAUAAAGGCGGUCAAAGCUUCAAAGAUCGACACUCAGUUUUGAGUCCACAUCAUUGCCAGCAAGCAAACCCAUGGGACGAUUACCCCAUCCCCAACCAGACCAAGAGAGAUAGCUGCUGUUCUCAGUGCCCAUAUCAGUAAUCUCCUGCCCACAUCACCGAAUCAGAUACUAUCUCAUACUGUAAUGUGAUUGAUUUAAGUGAUGCUAAGCAAUGUCAAGGUUAAUAACUGCACUCUCCAUCAUGCUGUGAAUUGGAUUAGGGCUGUUGUGUAAGCAUUACACCGGAGAGAGCACGAGAGAGGAGGAGGGGAAACAGAGAACAGGUGACCUGUCUCACUCACAAUGACAAGAGCAAAAGGGAGUCGUUUAGAUUUGUGCAAAUUUUUUGUAUAUUCUAAAUCACUUCACCUUCAAAGCAAAAGUAACAUUUUUGAAAAAGCUGCAUCUCUUUGUUGUAUUUGAUGGAACCAGAGAUUUUCUCUCCCUCUGUUUGUUAGACUGAGUUUAACCAAGCCCUACUUUUAAAGGAAUCUGAAGGGUAUGUUUUAUUAAUUUAUGUGUUAUCAAUCACUCCUGCUGGUAAAUAACUUCAACUUAAAUAAGAGUAAAUAUCUCAGAGAUUCAGUGUCGAGAAGUUGCUGAUGAGCACAAGAGCAAGAAGCCCCCCCCCCCCCCUCCAUAAGCCCCAGGUUCUCUUGAAUGAAUGGGUGUAUGCACUACUAAAGCCCAUCAUCAGUCGCUGGGAUUUACACAUCACAUCUGAAUGUGUAUCAUGCCCUUACUUCAGAGUUGACAGUAAUUAGCACAUUCGCCUGUGGAUUUUGCCAAUGAGUCAGAAAGCCUACAGUUCCUUGUGCACUGGUGACUGACUGGCAGAGUUUAUAGUCAUUGAGAGGGAGGUAAAAAAUUCCAGAAAGCAAUUUCUUUUAACACAGAAUGAGUAAAUGCACCUGAGUGCAGUGUGAGCCAUCAAACGUUUAAACAAAGAGAAAAGACAGAUUUAGAUGUAAAACAUACAAGGAUAUUGGUUUUAUAAUAAUACGAUUCUUAUUAACUGUAGUAUCAUCUUCAGUGCAGCUCUGCAGUGAUAGUAUACUGCAGUAUAACACAGUUUAUACACGGUAAAAACCAAAAACAUUUUACUUCUACUAAACUGAUUGAUUACUUAAUAACUAAUAUUGCAAUUCAAGGCCAGAUUAGCUCCCCAAUAAAGUUUAAGUUGUGACCCCACAUAUUGUGGUGGAUGCUUUAGCUUCAGACCUCCUCAUGUAGUGGUUAGUGUACAUGUUUACAAGCCUGUGUGUGGCUGGUGAUGUGUCCCGUUUUCCUGUAUUUACCCUCAAACCGGCAUCUGGCUCUAAUAAAGUAGAAAUGCUCCUGGCCUUGCCUGUAGCCCUGGGCCUGCAGAAACAAUGGCUGUAUUCUCAGCACAGCUUCGUCACAUUAGCACUUCUGCUGAUGCUGAUGCCACUCAGCUUCUUACCCAGCAGUUGCAGGGAGAGGCAACACCUCUCCACUUUAACAAACAAUAAACUGCUCUUUAGCCCCAGAAUGGGAGACAAACGUUACACGAAGGACCUCCUAACCUACAAACAAGUCACCACAGGGGCCUCUAUUUUCUCCUCUUCAAUCUCCCCUCUAAAGUGGCCUCCUAUAUUUAAAAAAACGGAAGCAAGUCAGUGUCAACGAUCCGUAGCGUCCCUGUGGGAAAAGGUCAGCCUGUUUAAACAAACUGAGGUGGCAUAAAAUCCCCACAGAGAACUAAGUGAGCACUGAGGCCAUGGCUGAUUUCCUGCCUCAGAUAGAGACACCCCAGCACAGUUGGAGUGCUUUUGUCCUCAUUCUUUACUCCAGUCUGCAUAAAUCCAUUCAUUUCCACUGCCCAGCUGUCUCAUUCUGUGGGGAGUUAUUAUAUUCAUGUCAAGCUGACAGCUUUAUUUAUGUUGUUUUUAAACAACGUCUAUUAUUAGACUGAAAUAUUAAUUUGCUAUUUUGCCGAAGACACAGGACAUCCUCAAAAGAUAACUGAUUAUGUUUUGCUCACGCACGACUGGAAGAUAUGUGCGUGGGUCUUUUUUUACAAUUAUCACAAAUCAUACACGGUAGUUGUCAACAGCAGUUAGAGGAAAACUAUGUGUAUCUAUAUGAUGCUAUCAAGCUAUAGUCAGGAGCCACUGAAGCUAAACUGAAUGCUUGUUAGCGGUAGCUUCAUGUUUAUCAUACAGACAUCCACGUGAUAUAAAUCUGAUCUUCUCACUCUCAGCAAGAAAGGAAAAAAGUGUACUCCCCCUGUCUUUAUCGAGAAAAAGCUAUUAAGAGUAAAACUUAGUAAAUAAAAAUUCUCUAGUUUUUCAGGUUUCAUUCUGGAUCUUGUUUGGCGCCAAAAACAUUAUAAGCGAAAAAUAAAUUCCUCAAUAAAUAUUAUUGUGGUUCAUAUCAUCGGCACAGAAGGACAAAGCAGGAACUUUUGAUCAGCUUCUCUCCGACAGUUUCAGUUCGGACAUAUCUACAGUCGGAAAGAAGUUUUUUGUACAGUCUAGACCAGGGGUAGGCAACCUUUACUAUCGAAAGAGCCAUUUUGGCCCCUCUUCCCCCAAAUUAAAUGUGUCUGGAGCCGCAAAACAUAUUUGAUAACACAGGUUAUAAAGUUAUAUAUAUAGUUAUACAAUAUAUAUAAAAACUAUAGUUUGUUGCAUUUAUUAAACCACAGAACGACAAAGAAAAAACUGUUGACAUUUAACUGCUAUUUUUACCUGUUACAAAAAAGUGUGCUUGCUCUGAAAAUGUCUUUUAAACAUUACCAUUUUUUUGAUUGCUUAUUCCUUGUCACAUAUCAAGCAUACAGGUAAGCCAACAUCGUUGGCAGUGAAAGCAAAUGAAUCUGAAUUAAACUCUAUUUUCCUCCCAGACUUUUCUUUUUGGGGAUUUGUCCCUGGUUAGUUUACUUAGGCCGGUGCUCAGAAACUCUAGAUAAGCAACCUGCAGGGAAGAGCGCCGGGCCGUAAUAGGAUGUGACGCAUAUUUUAGUUGACGAAAUAUUACAAAAAAACUUGAGAGCAGGUCAGACUGUAGGCAACACCGAAACUGAAGCUGGGUACAAACCAAAUGCAGCUUCUGCUCUGAUCAAGAAGCUGCGGCGCUGCGGCGCUGAUCUCUGAGCCCCGGGGCCUGUGUGUGUGUCUGCUAUCUGGGAGCGCACACACACACACACACACACACACACACACACACACACACACACACACACACACACACACACACACACAUUCACCCGCUCCCGGUAUUUCAUGGCGGCCUGAUACGAUGAUGAAAAAAUGAACGUGAACGUGACGUUCACUCACGUUCAUCAUAGGAAAACCGAUUCGUUAAGUUCACCGUUCGCGAAAAAUAUGCGCAACGUGCACUGUACAGGGAGCCACUGCAGAGGGGCUGAAGAGCCGCAUGGGGCUCCGGUUGCCGACCCCUGGUCUAGACAUAAUAUUAUUUACGCCGCUACUGUUUUUCAGUUGGUAGGUCUGGAUAUUAUUUAAAUCAAUGACUCUGGUUGCAUCAGACACACACACACACACACACUCUUGUCACUUACUUUAUGAAUGACAAAAAUUAAAAGAAACGUCAUUGAAUUUGGCUAGAAGGAUAAUUAUAAUAUAUUACAAUGUUAGUUGCUGAGCUCUGAGAGAACAUCAGAAAAUAUCAGUGGAAUAAAUUCAGUGAACCAGUUGGACAAUGAGGUUAUGAACCCCUUUGUUUGGAGGAGGAUACUCCAGAGAGGACUGCGUCUGAAACAUGCGUCAUCCCAACAUUCAAAUUAAAAUCAGUGUUUCCACAACUCAGCAACUUCUGCAGUAGGCCAAAGGCUGAACCACAAAGUUACUCUGCAAUAAUUUUCAGAGUAACUUGACUAAAACUCUGAAUCAAUGACCACAUGUCUGAUAGAACCACAAAUCCAAUGGAUAUGUGUCUGAUUCAGCCAUGCAAGUCUUUUCCUGCAUGAUAAAGAAUGGGGAUGUCGUAUUUCUACCUUUUAACAUUCACGGGAGAUGGUGACACCCGACUUACAGCCGUGAUUCAGUGACACAGCAGAAAAAACUCUACUUUGAUUUGAGUCUUCCUGAAGAACAAUAACUGUGCCCCACACACCCAUGAGGACCAUGUGAGGCUGGAUGAGGAUUAUCCUGCUGCAUCUGCAAACUGAGCGAUCAAAACGUUUUUUUGGAAACAUCCGUCACUGUUUAUAGACAGACCCCUGGCUUUUGACUUUAACCUUCCAUAUUAUAGAAGCUUAUUCUAAUGAACUGAGCCUUUUGAUACUGUGGGAAGUCGUCCAACUGUUUUUCUGACAACUCCUUUUUCCUGCCCCUUUUAGAUUCUGUUGUUGCACUAUUGUAACUUCGCCUGAUCCCGACAAUGAAUUUACAAAGUACAAUUGUAUUAUUAAUAGAAAGUACAAUCAAAACAUAAAAAAUGUCAAUCAUAGAAGUAAAUUAGUAGAAUUGUCGUUUAAAGAAGCUGCCUUACCUGAUUUCCACCAAGAUGCUACAAGUUUAUUGUUUACAGAGCAACUGUAAAGAGCAUGUCAUGUCCUGCAUAUGCCCAGUGAAGGACACAACAAAGUAAUUUUCUUGUAUAAAUCAGUAUGAGUGGAAGGCUCACAAAAUGAAUACGUUAUCACGUGUGAACAGAAGUUGUCGGACUAGUCCACAUUAGCGUGGCUCAGUGAGCCGGCCACGUUUUGUCUGGUACAUCCUCUUUCAUUGAGCAGAGGUCACACACCUCAAGAUGGUGUGGCUGUUGCACUGUAACUUGUACAUUGUGUGCGUGACCUUAUGAGAAAGGCUUUCAGGAUCAUUAGUGUCUUUUAUUGAGUUA
This is a messenger RNA of Pleuronectes platessa (European plaice), 7404 nucleotides long. RefSeq names its product carbohydrate (chondroitin 4) sulfotransferase 11 (gene chst11). The transcript has 4 exons. Lineage: Eukaryota; Metazoa; Chordata; Actinopteri; Pleuronectiformes; Pleuronectidae. Bases 77 to 1135 code for a protein of 352 amino acids. The record is from RefSeq and is a predicted model, not a curated record. Gene Ontology annotation, cellular component: membrane. Gene Ontology annotation, biological process: proteoglycan biosynthetic process; carbohydrate biosynthetic process. Gene Ontology annotation, molecular function: sulfotransferase activity.